UGUCCUGGGCGGAGAGGGUGGACCCAGGUAACGGAAGCCUGGGGAGGCGCGUGGCGGCGCUGAGAGCUGUGCCGGGCUGGGCCUCCCCUCUGAUUGCUGGUCCCCGGGGGUCGGGUGUGCAGCCUCGCCGCCUCCCGGGAGCCUGGACAGUGCGCCCCUCUCCUCUCCCGCCUCCCCGCGGCCCCGCCGACCGCUCCAGGCCGCGGGUCCGCAUUUCCACCCCACUGGCGCGCGGUGGCACCCCACACUCUGCGAUCUGGCGCUGGACAGCCCCGGGUCACCCGCGGCCCCUGGCUCGGGUCGCGGUCCCCUUCCCCUGUCCAGGCCUGGCUUAGGCGGCUGCGCUGGGGGGCGCGGUCCGACUCAUCCCCCGCCUCGCCCGGAGCAUCUCCACAAAUGGCUUCCCUUUAGGUAGAGGGCAAGAAGCCUAGCCAGGGGGGCCUGGAGAGGAUGGUGACCCCCUGGCGUUUGUCUGUCAGGGUCUGCUUGUCACACUUAAGAUGCAGGCAGGAACUUGCCCUUUCCAGAACUCUGCGAUGCUCUCGCAAUGCCAGACUAUGUUGGUUUCUGCUAGGGACUUUGCCCAAAUUCAUCUCAGCCCAUGGGAAUGUUGGAAAUGGGGAGCCUGGCAGCUUGUGCCAGCAGAAGAGCCGCUGGAGUGACCUGGCUGAAAACGGACGGGUGGAGAAUGUGGCCCAAACAGGGCCUCUGGGUCGCGUUUUACUGUGUCUCCGCCUAGGGCUGCGCGCUGGCAUUCUCUUGGUGAAAUUCUUCCCCCUCCUCUUCUUGUACCCUCUCACCUAUCUGGCUCCUGGCCUCUCCACCCUCUGGUUCCAUCUGCUCUUGAAAGCUACAGAGACCUCAGGCCCAACGUAUAUCAAACUGGGCCAGUGGGCCAGCACCCGGCGCGAUCUCUUUUCGGAAGCUUUCUGUGACCUGUUCUCCAAGCUGCAUGUCCAGGUGACCCCUCACCCUUGGGCCCGCACAGAAUACUUACUCCAGCAGGCCUUUGGGCAGGACUGGGCCAGCCUCCUCAUUUUCGAGACCCAAGAACCUGUGGGCUCAGGUUGUGUGGCCCAAGUGUACAAAGCGUUCGCUAGCACUGCCUUGCUGGAGAAGGACAAAAUCCGGAGACCUAGGGGGCUCUCUGUGCCGCAGCUGUCCUCAGGAACCAGGGCAGUCGGCAUGCAGAGAGAAUCCUGGGAGAACGGCUGGAGGCCUUCAGAAAAUCUUGCUGAUGAAGCGUUUCUAGAAAAGCUGCUUGUCGCUACAGCUGACUGUCUUAGGUCCGAAGCAGACAGAUCUGAGGCUCCUGGCCAUCCACCUAAGGCAGAUCACCUCAUCCCCGUGGCAGUGAAAGUGUUACACCCUGGCUUGCUCUCCCAGGUGUAUAUGGAUUUACUGCUGAUGAAGAUUGGCAGCCACGCCCUGGGGCUUUUGCCAGGUGUCAAAUGGCUUAGCUUGCCUGAGAUUGUGGAGGAAUUUGAGAAGCUCAUGGUCCAACAGAUAGACCUGCGCUAUGAAGCUCGGAACCUAGAACACUUUCAGCACAACUUCCAGAACAUGGCAUCUGUGAAAUUCCCCACCCCGCUGCCUCCUCUCAUCACCAGGGAUAUACUGGUGGAAACCUAUGAAGAGAGUGUCCCAGUGUCCAGCUACCAGCAGGCAGGAAUUCCUACCGACCUGAAGAGGAAGAUUGCACAGCUGGGGAUCAACAUGCUUUUGAAGAUGGUAUUUGUGGAUAACUUUGUGCAUGGAGAUCUUCACCCUGGGAACAUCCUAGUCCAGGGUGCUGAUGGAUUGUCCCCAAGCCUGGAGAUGCAGCGGCAGCAGCAGGUGAAAGUCUGUGACACGCUGGUGGCCACCAUAGCACCUGCCCUGUGCCCACUGCGCCUGGUGCUGUUGGAUGCUGGCAUUGUGACAGAGUUGCAGGCUUCGGACCUGAGGAAUUUCCGGGCAGUUUUCCUGGCUGUAGUGAUGGGGCAGGGCCACAGAGUGGCUGAGCUCAUCCUGCAUCAUGCUCGGGCCAAUGAGUGCACGGAUGUGGAAAGGUUCAAGGCUGAGAUGGCUAUGCUGGUGACCCAGGCCAGGAAGAACACUAUCACACUGGAAAAGCUUCAUGUUUCCAGCCUCCUGUCCAGUGUCUUUAAGCUACUGAUGACCCAUAAGGUAAAGUUGGAGAGCAACUUUGCCUCCAUUGUGUUUGCCAUCAUGGUGCUGGAAGGGCUCGGCCGCUCGCUGGACCCCAAGCUGGACAUCCUGGAGGCAGCAAAGCCCUUCCUCCUCAAAGAGCCAUCAUCCUUCCUGUGACCGCGGCAAUCGGCACACAGUGAAGGCAGAUCCUGAGGGUCUGUCCUUUGGCAGCUGAGACCUCUAAACUUCGGAUGUGUGGCAGAAACACCACUACUUUCCGUGACCUAGCUUCAGGGUCUGUUUAAAAAAAACUUUGGGUUAUUUUAGGGUAUAAAGGAAAGGAAGCUAAAACUGGUGCCAGAGACACUAUUUUAGGAAAAAUAUCCUUCAGAAGACAAAAUACAUUUACUUAUUUUGUUUUUC
Meriones unguiculatus (Mongolian gerbil) is the source of this 2556-nucleotide messenger RNA. RefSeq names its product aarF domain containing kinase 2 (gene Adck2). The transcript has 8 exons. The coding region runs from base 451 to 2310 and encodes 619 amino acids. The record is from RefSeq and is a predicted model, not a curated record. NCBI's taxonomy places the organism in Eukaryota, Metazoa, Chordata, Mammalia, Rodentia, Muridae. Gene Ontology annotation, cellular component: mitochondrion.